AUGGUUUCUCUUCUCGCUCCUCACCACGCGGAGGACGAACGACGUGCGUGGCACUACUUCAUGUAUGGCGCAGCUCCUGCAUUUGCGGGAACAGUGGAGGCUACCUUUUGGCAACAGCAUAUCCCCCAGCUUGCCCAGACAUAUGGCUUUGUCUGGGACACUGUUGUGUGCCUCAGCUCCUUGGCUGAGCACGUUCCAUACGUGUCGCCUAUUUCCGCCUCCGACCCCGCGGCUUUGACAAACAUCACCAAUGGAAAGCAUUUGCAAGCAUUGAGACACUAUCACAAAGCGAUUGUGAGCGUCCGACGACUGGCCGAGCGUGGGCAUCUCGAUGACUCUGUUGUCGCGUUGAGCUACAUCCUAUUCGCGUCUGUGGAAUAUCAUCAUCGUAACGUCGAGAUUGCAAACAACCUGAUGAAACGGUGCUCUAGAAUCCUUACCGACAAUCUCAGGCUACUCGAUACCCGACCCAGCUCGCCCGCAAGCCAAACUGUUCACCAACUGGUCGCAUCGUACGUGUUGAAAAAGGCCAUUGUGAUUGCUACCCUGGGAAGCGAUCUAUCCCAGGGUGCCAGUAACAGCGCUAGCGAGAUCUCCAAGACAACGUCAUCUACGUCUUCUUUGCUCGAGGCAAGAGUCCAAUUUGAUCGCCUGAUGAACCAGUCUUACGAAGUCAUCAGACAUGCGGAUUUUUUGCCUCAUGUUGAAGAGAGGGAGCCGCAGAAGAUGUUUUUCCUGUCCCAGCGACUGUCGUUGUUGGAUGACCUGCAGCAGUGGAAGUCCUCUUUUAUUGCUCAAAGGAGCCAGACAACACUGGAAUUGGAGAGCGACCUGAUACACUCGUAUCUGCUGACGUAUUGGGCAGUCUGCUACAUAUCUGUAGCAGCAUGCCUCAGCCCUCAUCAGACGGCCUUUGACGAAUACAUGGACCACUUUGCCGAAAUCGUCGAGCACGCCGCGUGUUGCCUCCGACAGGCCGCAGAUUCCGCGAAGGUUCACUCGCUGUUGUUGAGCUUGGAGCCUGGGCUCAUUCCACCGUUGUACUUCUGUGCGACCAAGUGCCGAGAUCCGUCACUGAGACGAGCGGCGCUACGGCUGAUACGCCAGGCCCCAAAGCAAGAAGACUCGUGGGCAUUCGUCGCGCCUGACCGUGUGGUCGCCAAAGUGAUUUCGAUAGAGGAGAGUGAAAACCUCGUCUCCUGCACAGAGGAUUCGCCGCAACCACACCCGGCUUCCGUGCUGCCACCCGAAGCGCGUCGCUUCGCGUUCGUCAGCGUCGUGGGCCGUGAAACAGGCACCGGAAAGCAGCGGCCGGCUCUCGAGCUCAGCAGAUUUGAGUAUGCAGCCGACGGCUCGAGGAAGUUGGUCCAUGAGUAUCCUUGGCUGGACGACGAGCGGGAAUCUUCGUCAGAUAUGGUCCGAUGGUUUGCCUGA
Molecule: messenger RNA, 1434 nt
Organism: Fonsecaea nubica
Lineage: Eukaryota; Fungi; Ascomycota; Eurotiomycetes; Chaetothyriales; Herpotrichiellaceae
Exons: 1
Coding region: 1-1434 (477 amino acids)
Source: RefSeq, a predicted model, not a curated record